Molecule: messenger RNA, 2374 nt
Organism: Arabidopsis thaliana (thale cress)
Lineage: Eukaryota; Viridiplantae; Streptophyta; Magnoliopsida; Brassicales; Brassicaceae
Product: carboxyl-terminal proteinase, putative (DUF239)
Exons: 6
Coding region: 442-1338 (298 amino acids)
Source: RefSeq, marked reviewed
AUCAAAAUCUAUUCUCUUCUUUUCAUCAUUUAAUUUAAUAUACAAAAUUCCUCCCAAAACCCUUCCAUGAUUUCAUCACUACCUAGUAUUUAUAUCACCUUAUGUGUAAACCCACAUGCUCCAAAACUUUCUCAACACAGAAUUCUAUUAAUAUACGCUACUAUACACUAAUUUCAUUUAUUUAUGAGGGGUGAGUUGAUUCAUUAAUUCUUGGAUCUUUGGGUGUCUAGGUUUACUUAGAGAAGUGACUUGUGUCUUUAAUGGGUUUGUUGAAAGAUGUGUCAGUGACAUGAAGAAGACGAACAACAACAAUAAGCUUGCAAUAAAUGUUUUGCCUUCAUCUUCAUCACACAUCAACACCACACAAAAAGUGUUUUUCAUACUCUUCAGAAAAGUCAAUACCGUGAAAAAGAGGAGACUCCUGACUCCUCAGUCAUUGCAAUGUCUUCUUCUUCUUCUUGCUUGUUCUUCACUUUCAUUCUCUUACUCAGUCUCUUCUCCUCCUAUGCUUCUCCAUCGAAUUCGACAUCCGAAACUGUGCCUCUCCGGCCUCAAAGAGAGAUUCAGAAGAUGAAACUCAUCAGAAAACAACUCCAAAAGAUUAAUAAACCAGCCAUCAAGACCAUUCAUAGCUCAGAUGGAGAUACGAUAGAUUGUGUUCCAUCUCAUCACCAGCCUGCUUUUGAUCAUCCUUUGUUACAGGGACAACGACCAAUGGAUCCACCGGAGAUGCCUAUAGGGUAUAGCCAAGAAAAUGAAUCCCACGAAAAUUUCCAGCUUUGGAGUUUAUACGGUGAGUCUUGCCCGGAAGGUACGAUUCCGAUCAGAAGAACAACGGAGCAAGACAUGUUAAGAGCAAAUUCUGUCCGUAGAUUUGGUCGGAAAAUCAGGCGCGUGAGAAGGGAUUCGAGCAGUAAUGGCCACGAGCAUGCGGUUGGAUACGUAUCGGGAAGUCAAUACUACGGAGCAAAAGCAAGUAUAAACGUGUGGACGCCACGUGUCAUAAGCCAAUACGAGUUUAGUCUAUCUCAGAUUUGGAUCAUCGCCGGUUCUUUCGCCGGCGAUCUUAAUACCAUCGAAGCUGGUUGGCAGAUUAGCCCGGAGCUAUACGGAGACACUAACCCAAGAUUCUUCACCUAUUGGACGUCGGAUGCUUACCAAGCAACAGGAUGCUAUAACCUACUAUGUUCUGGUUUUGUUCAAACAAACAAUCGAAUCGCAAUUGGAGCGGCGAUUUCGCCCGUUUCGUCGUAUAAAGGUGGACAAUUCGAUAUAAGCUUAUUGAUAUGGAAGGUAUAUUUCCUUAUCAGUACAUCAAAACUAUCUUACAUAUCAUAAUAUGCAUUGGUAUAAUUGAGAUUUCUCUAUUUUAUAAUCACGACUAAGUUUAAAUUCAUACUAAAUAUUAUUUCAUUCCUUGUAUAUUUAGAUUCUGAUUGCAUUGGUAGGGCGUAAAUAAGGCCUUUAACUCGAGUUUUGAGUACUCAAGUGUCUACCAAAUAAUUAUUGCACGUCAUAUUUUAUUUAAUAGAAUUGUCUCCUAACAAUUUAAACCCAAUUAAUUUAGCACUAAUUUAGUGUCUCCCGUGUAAGGCUUAUCCAUCAUAUUCAUAUGACUUACACGGUCAAUACAGCUCACUCAACUUUUAUAUGUGUUUAUAUGAAUUUCAUCUUUGAUAAUGUAGAAUUAUUCCAAUACGUAACACAACAAACUAAUCAAAAUCCCACGUGUAGGACCCAAAGCAUGGACAUUGGUGGCUCCAAUUCGGGUCGGGUACACUAGUCGGAUAUUGGCCCGUAUCUCUGUUCACACACCUGAGGGAGCAUGGAAACAUGGUCCAGUUUGGUGGCGAGAUCGUGAACACACGACCUGGUGGUUCACAUACUUCGACUCAAAUGGGCAGUGGCCAUUUUGCCGGUGAAGGUUUUGGAAAAGCGUCUUACUUUAGGAAUCUUCAAAUGGUAGAUUGGGACAAUACUCUUAUUCCGAUAUCUAAUCUUAAAGUUCUUGCAGAUCAUCCUAAUUGUUAUGAUAUAAGAGGAGGGGUAAACCGUGUUUGGGGUAACUUUUUUUAUUACGGAGGACCGGGUAAAAACUCGAAAUGUCCAUAGAGAAAAAAAAGAAGUGGAUAGUGUUGUUUUGAGCUUAAGUAAAUGAGAUUUUUUGGGAUUUAGAGCUCAGGACAAUGAUGAAAGAUCCAUAGUUUUUUUUUUUGUUUGUAAGAAAAGAAAUGUAUCGAUUGAUUGAUAUGUUAUCAAAUGUGUAAAUGUAGAAUAUGGUGUUAAGUGGAAGUAGGCGUUUAUAUUUUUUUUCCUAUGUCUUUCUUUGUUUGUAAUGCAUGCCUGAAAGAAAUUAUAACACAUAAUUUAUAUA